This is a messenger RNA of Rhizopus microsporus ATCC 52813, 3966 nucleotides long. RefSeq lists its product as uncharacterized. Bases 1 to 3966 code for a protein of 1321 amino acids. Gene Ontology annotation, biological process: dynein-driven meiotic oscillatory nuclear movement; establishment of mitochondrion localization; maintenance of protein location in cell cortex. The record is from RefSeq and is a predicted model, not a curated record. NCBI's taxonomy places the organism in Eukaryota, Fungi, Mucoromycota, Mucoromycetes, Mucorales, Rhizopodaceae. Gene Ontology annotation, cellular component: cell cortex; mitochondrion. Gene Ontology annotation, molecular function: phospholipid binding; tubulin binding. The transcript has 5 exons.
AUGAGUUCACCUUCCCCUACCCAUUCCUUAUCCUCACCAACAACAUCUAAUCAUCAUGAACAAGUAUUACCAACACCUUCAUCAUCAACUACUACUGGACAAUCUAUACCUAAAAACAAUAAGCAACAAACACUAAGACAAGAAUUAGAACAACAAUUAACUGAAAAGAAAAAACAAUUAGAAGAGUCAAGCAGCGGCAUAGGCAAAAAUGUAUUGGCUCGUCAAAUAAGUCAGCUUGAAGAAAGACUAAAAGAAAUGGAAACCCAAAAAUAUGAAGACGAAACAGUCAUCUCAAACGAAAGACUUCGAAACCUUGAAAGAGACUUGGCUGCUUAUAGAAAACCACAGGGCUUACGUAAUAAAAAAGAGUUACUCAACCAGAGGUCACCUAUGACCACUGGAUUAGACCCUUUACCUAGCCCUACAGCAUCUUCUCUUCUCCCACCUCAUCAUGAUUCAACCUCCCUUCUUCCUCUUCCUCCUCCUCCAACUGGAUCUACACCAACCAAACGACGAUCUAAAGUACCCAAUACAGAUCGUAGAAAUACAGAUAUCGAAUUUGCUACCGAGAUCGGUCAAGGUCUAUUGUUGGAAGUCAGAAAGAUGCAAGCUCUGUUACAGGAAAAGGAAGAGAAACUUCGAACCUUGGAAAAUCAAAAGGCUGACUUGGAAAGAGCUGCAGAAGCAAUGGCCAAACAAAUGCGUCAGCGAGAAGAAAAUGAAGAAAAACUAAAAGAGGAAACAUGGAACUUGGAAUUGGCUAAACAAGAGCUGACCAUCAGCGUGACAGAGCUGCAGCAGAAUCUAAAUAAAGCCAAUGUGGAACAAAACAAACUGGCCAAACAGGUCAAUGAACUUAGAGCAGAGAUUGAGCAGCUACGAGACCGAGAGGAGAAGCUGAAUCAAACGAUUGAAACGAUGAAAAACCGUCAUGAACAGGAUAUGUCUGCUAUACGUCGACAUGCCGCUGCACUUCAACGAGAAAAAUCAGAUCAAACAAAGCAGAUUGAAACACUUGCAUCUGAAUUAGCCAUCGCAAAGGCUCAAUCCCGUAUCGCUAAGCAUGUCAUUUCUGAAGCUGAACCCAGUACACGUUCCGAACAGUCGGAUGAUCAAAACCUGUCUACACCCACAGUCAAGAAUGACACAUCGCCUGCUUCAUCUCCACCACCUUCACCUAAACAGCUGCCAACAUCACGUAGCCAAGCGAUGGAAGUAGAGACACUGAAAACCUCUUUGGCCCACGCUCAUCGUAUGGUCUCCAACUUGCGUUCGAACCUUCAUAAGGAAAAGACAGAAAAAUUCGAACUCAAAAAACUCCUGGCUGAGUCCCAGGAGACGAUCGAACAGUUACAAAAUGAUCCACGUCUUUGGGUAGAUGCCAGGCCCGUGCGUUCUUCUUCUUCUCAUCUGGGUUCAAAAGAUGAUGGCAGACGCCCUCAUAAAGCAUCUACUUCUUCUACAAAGAGACGAGGCAGAAAGACAGGUGACUCAGCCUCAAGACGUGGAAAGUUCAAGAAUGCCUCUUCUCGUCAUGCAGAUAACGAUUCUGUCUACUCCUACUCUUCCAUGUCAGACAACAGCGGAGAUGAUAGUGCAAGUGAAAGCGAUGCUCCUGUUUCUCCCUUUGACAAUGCACCCUCUGUGGGAUUCACCACGCUGUCCUCAGAGUUGUCCCAAAGUCAAAUGACCCAGAAACCAGUCGCUAUAGAUGCAGAAGUGAAUACAGAUCCUGUUCAUAUCGAAUCAGUACAUCCUUCUUUGGAUGAUAAGCUUGACAAAUUGUCAUCAGAGACAAGUCCUAUCAAGCAACUCGCAGGUGGUUUAGUCGCUGGUGCAGCUGUUGCCGUGGGAUCCCUGCUGCCAGCCAAAUCAGGUGUUGAAAUUUCCAUCCAAACGGAACCCAAGCCCGAAGGCGUCGACUGUCUUGUACAAACACAUGCUGUUCCCACUGCAUCCUUGUCGACACAAACAGAUGACUCAUCUUCAUUAGAUGAACCAAAGGUAGCAGUGGAUGCCUCUAUUCAGACAGAGGUUGAGCCCAAGGCUAUAGGUGUCGAAAUGUCUAUACAAACAGAUGAUGUCAGCACUUCCAAGUCAGCAAUUGAAACCUCGGUACAGACAGAAGAAGAAAAGCCAAAAGGAAUUGAAGAGUCUGUCCAGACGAUGCCUACGCCCACCGCAUCGCUUUCUACUCAGACAGAGGAUAGCCAAGUGGUAGAAGUGUCCACACAGACUGAGAUCGAAGCACGUGAGAUGCUUACACAGACAGAAGCCAAAGAUUCAGUAGAUUCUUCUGUACAGCACCAUGUUGAAAGCACUGAUGCUGAAACCCAGACAGGCACGGUUGAAACCAAAGAUGCGCAAGUGCAGCAUGAUACAGACAUGCUUCAAAGACCACCUAUCUUACCUUUGCCUCUGUCUGCUUCUCCAUCAACUUACCGUCCAUUCUCUGACGAUGAAGACAAUGAUUCAUUCUAUUACGAUGCUGCUUCAGAUAUUGCUCAGUCAAAGCCUUCGAGCAGAAAUACAUUGUCAAGCCUUGCCGCUUUGAAUGAGCCUGGAUCUCGCCAUAAUCUCAAGAUGACAGAAGAUUCUAUUCACAAGAAACCAUUGACACCACACAUAUCGCGUGCAGACUCAAUGUUUGGCUCCAAACCUACAUCCAUUCAUGCUCUAAUGGAAGCAAAGCCUACUGAAAAUGAAACAAAAUUUCAUGAUAAGGAUGAAGCAGAAAACAAAUUGUUUACCAAGGAAGAAGCGGAUGCAAUGAUCGCUGCUGCUGUUGCUGCUGCACUAUCCAAAGCCAAUGACGACAAGAACGCCUCUCGUAGAGACUCUGCUCUUGUUAGCUCAGCCGAGAAACCAGAUGAUAUAGAAGAACAAGAAGAAGACGAUAAUGGCUUUGGUAAUGUUGCUAUUCAAGUUCCUAGAGAGGUUAUUGCUACAUCUAUUCAAACUGUCGAAAAGGAACGUGCUCGUCCAGAUUUGGCUGAUGGUCCUUCUAUUGUGUUUGAUCAGGAGCCUGAGGAGCAAAUGUGGAGUGAAAACAAUAUCCCUCAACGUCCUUCUAAUCCUCCACCAGCAGCGUUAUUGAACAGAGCCGUAUCACCUAAUAGAUUAAGCAAGGGCAAGAUGCCCGAAACAGAAGGUGAACCUCAACAGUCUUUACAUAGAGGCACUGCUAGCAUGUCUAGUUUAUCUACUGCCAAUACCAAUGAACAGCUACACUCUAUUGCCUCAUCGCACUUUGACAAUCGCAGUACGAACGCAACAGAUCCAUUGAUGAUCAGCUUGAUCACAAAGACCAUGAUUGGUGACUGGCUAUGGAAGUACACGAGAAAUGCUAUGGGCGGUGGUAUCUCAGAAAAGAGACAUCAACGCUACUUUUGGAUUCAUCCCUAUACCCGUACACUUUAUUGGUCCAAUAAGGCGCCUGGAGUCGACGGUACUGAAACCAAAGCAAAGAGUGCACUUAUUGAAAAUAUUACGGUCGUACCUGAUUAUUCCACAACUCCUAGCGGAUUGCCUAAUGUCAGUUUGCUGAUUCAGACAAGCCAUCGUCAGCUCAAGCUGACUGCUCCUACUCUUGAAAAGCACGAUACCUGGUUUGAGUCUAUAUCACACCUGCUUGUACGUAACAACGAUUUAAGCUCUGGAUCAGUUGGGGAUAAUAGACCUAAUAACACCAACAAUGUCAAAUCUGUAUCAAGUGGUGCAAGUGGUUCAUUAUUAGAAAGACCUAGCUUCCGUCGAUUACAUGACAUGUUUUAUCAACCCUCAACGAGUACAGCUACUGCAACAUACGGAACAGAGAAUACAGCCAAUGAUGACUAUGAAGACGAACCACUGGAAGAUGUUCGUAUGUGUUGUAAUGGUAAACAUCAUGUCUCCAAAUUGGAACGAGAGCAUAACCAUCGUCAAUACCGUAAACGCACAAGUCGUAUACCAAAUCAACAACAUUAA